AUGGUCACCUUCGCCAGCCUUUUCCAUCUUCUUCCUCUUCUCUCACUAUCGGCGACAGCAAUCUCUCAACCUAUCCUUAACGAUGCUGUCUUCAAUGCCGCAAGCACCCACACGGUAUACCAAUACCCUCUGGGAACCUGGGUCGAAAACAUCGCCGUUCGCCACAACGGGAACCUCCUCGUAACCUUCACACAGCCCACACCAUCCCUCCACGAAAUCAACCCAUCCCACCCACCCAACACAACGGCCGAUCCGGCAGCCACCCUCGUCCACAACUUCACCAACCACACCCAACUCACAGGCAUCACCGAGCUCGCCCCGGACGUCUUCGCCGUCAUCGCCGACAACUCCGUCUACCGCGUCGACCUCACCACCAACGGCACCGCCAUCACGCUCAUCGCCAACCUCCCCACCGCCGGCCUCCUGAACGGCAUGGCCACGCUGCCCGCCAGCACCACCACCACCACGUCGUCCACUCCUUCCCUCCUCAUCUCCGACUCCGAGCUCGGCCUGAUCUGGCGCCUCGACCCGCGCACCGGCGCCCACGCCGUCUUCUUCCAGCACAACGCGACCAUGUCGCCGACGACCGACCUCGGCCUGCUGCUCGGCAUCAACGGCCUGCGCUACGUUCCUCCUUCCUCCUCUUCCUCCUCCUCUUCUCCCUCCCCAUUCGGCUACGCCUACUACGUCAACUCCCCCCGCCGCCUCUUCUGCCGCGUGCCCGUCGACCCGGCCACCGCGAAGCCCGCCGGCGACGCCGAGGUCGUGGCGCGGGGCCACUUGGCGGACGAUUUCGCGGUGAGGCGGGAAGGACGGGAUGGCGAGAUUGUGGGAUACCUGGCUGGGCUGAACGACAACGUCAUUACGCGGGUGGAGGAGAGCGGGCGCAGUGCCGUUGUUGCGGGCGGAUUGAACAGCACGACUGUUGCUGGGGCGUCGUCGGCGGCGUUUGGGAGGACGGAGGGGGUGUGGAAGGAUACGUUGUUCGUGACGACGGGGGGUGCGAGUGCGGCGCCGGUGAAUGGGACGUUUGUGGAGGGUGGGAAGGUUGUUGCGGUGAGGUUGGGGUACUGA
Lasiodiplodia theobromae is the source of this 1074-nucleotide messenger RNA. RefSeq names its product Six-bladed beta-propeller TolB-like protein. The record is from RefSeq and is a predicted model, not a curated record. Bases 1 to 1074 code for a protein of 357 amino acids. Lineage: Eukaryota; Fungi; Ascomycota; Dothideomycetes; Botryosphaeriales; Botryosphaeriaceae. The transcript has a single exon.